This is a messenger RNA of Iphiclides podalirius (scarce swallowtail), 438 nucleotides long. NCBI's taxonomy places the organism in Eukaryota, Metazoa, Arthropoda, Insecta, Lepidoptera, Papilionidae. The record is from the annotation of a GenBank genome assembly.
AUGUGUGUGUAUGUGUACCAGGAAAACAUUGUCCGGUCGGACACAGUCAACACAUUUGGAGCAGCCCUCGAUAUCGGCGCACUGUUCUCGGGCCGGCGAUAUUACUGCGAGGGGAUUCCCCCGCCCCCAAAGAGUGAGCACGUAUCGAAACUCGUCUCGUGCCUUGGCACACUUAGGCCCGAGGCCUGGGUACGCCCCAUCCCGCCGGAGGGCAGGGGGGGCGGAGCGCCCGCCAAAGAGAUUUGCACGACUCCUGAUAGACAGCAACCUGAAUUGGAGUUAAGUGAUCGGGUCGUUCGUGUCCGUACCGACAGCGACAACGGCGGGGCGACAGAAGCCCUCUCGAAUGCGAAACCUAAUAUCGUGAAAUAUUGCGACCAGUGUUUUUGCAAUGACUGCGCUAUCGAAGAUUGGAGAGACAGCGGCUUCGGUGACCGA